GCUGCGCAACAGAAAUGUGAUGCACACGUAUCUAUGAUGCAACAAUACAACGAUUUGAUACAGAAAAACUACAAGGAGACAAUGAAUCUUCGAAAAUUAGCAAGCACCACACAAGGAGAGAUUGAAGAACGUCGCUGGCAGAGUGAGUACCGCUUGAUGUCGGCUGAGAACAAGCUGGAGGCUGCCAAGAUGAGGUUCAAUGCUGUACAGUACGAGAACAAGAAGAUCAGGGAAGAGAUAGAGCAUAUGCUGCGAGAUCGUGCUCUCUUCAACCAAGCCUGGAACAAGAUGCAAGCAGCUUUGAGUAAGGGCAAGAAGUUUCUCUACGACCUCUUCGAGUCGUCGACCCUGGCGUAUGACCAGAGGGACGAGUGGUGCACAAAGCUGAAGACCAUGCAGGAAAAGGGGAAGAUAGACCAGAUGUUACAAAUGCAGGAAAUGCGAGACCUCGUAAAGGCUUUCGACCACGAGAUGAAAGUAUACCAGUUCCUAGCUACUAAAGGUAUGGCAAGAGUGAACAAAACACAGGAGUUAAGAGAAGAAAAACAGAGGAAGAUAGACGAAGAAAACCGGAAGAAGCAGUAUCAGUAUCAUGUUGAACUUCUUGAUGAAAUUUCUGAAUACACUGGAGAAAACAGUACUCGGACGAUCUUGGACCAAUUUAAGAAGAAGGAACAGGAGAACUUUUCAAUAUAUGUCAUUCUGACCGAGUACUGCGCUGAAAAUGAGGUUCUGCGCCGUGAUGUUCAAGAUAUAAGACAGCAAAUCUAUGACCGUCGAGAGUGGAUGGAACAGAAGGAGAAUAAACUGGACACUAAAAUUGAAGAAUUGCGGAAUCUUCUAGCAGAACAGAAGACAAGGACAGAUGCUUUAAGAAAGAAGAAUGAGGAAAAGGAUCAGCUAAUACAAAAAUUCAUGAAUCAUAUCAAUGACAUGUUCACGAUGUUAGACUGCAGCCUGGAGCCGUUCAAGAACCUAUUAGGAGACAAGCACCCAUCCGUCCACCAGCUACAACUGACUCUGCAGCUCAUUACCGAAAAGAUUAAGGAAUACAAAGAAUAUACAUAUUAUCACGAGCACUGCUUGAAGAAGAGUAACAAGUCUGGUCGCCUAAAGAAGUAUACAUUGAGGGAGGAACCCCAGACGGUGUUCAAACCGACCCCUAUAACUACACUGGUGCCUGCAGAUCCGUGCCCAUCGUGAGUAAUAUAUCUAUAUCAUAUAUGUAUAUAAAAGAAAGUCAGUGUUAGUUACACUAUUAAUUUAUAACUCGAGAGCGGCUAAACCAAUUUCGUUGGGAAUUGAUAGGGAUGUAGUUUAGA
Messenger RNA from Spodoptera exigua (beet armyworm), 1322 nucleotides. The record is from the annotation of a GenBank genome assembly. Lineage: Eukaryota; Metazoa; Arthropoda; Insecta; Lepidoptera; Noctuidae.